Molecule: messenger RNA, 1101 nt
Organism: Saccostrea echinata
Lineage: Eukaryota; Metazoa; Mollusca; Bivalvia; Ostreida; Ostreidae
Product: pyruvate dehydrogenase E1 component subunit alpha, somatic form, mitochondrial-like
Exons: 9
Coding region: 1-1101 (366 amino acids)
Molecular function (GO): oxidoreductase activity, acting on the aldehyde or oxo group of donors, disulfide as acceptor
Source: RefSeq, a predicted model, not a curated record
AUGUAUCUAUGUGCAAAAUCAUUCCAGAGGAUAUUUGUUCAAGGUUUUUCAAGGCGAGGUUUUGCCAAAGAAGCUGUCUUUGAAAUAGAGCCUUAUCAAUUACAUAGAUUAGACACUGGUCCUUCAACUAGAUUUACCCUCACGAGGAAGGAUGCCCUCGGUUAUUUCAAGAUGAUGACAGGAAUGAGAGAGACGGGAGAUGCAGCACAGAAAUUGUUUGAUCAAAACUAUAUUCGGGGACUUCUUCAUCUGUGUUCAGGAAUGGAAGCUGUGCGAGCUGGAGUAGAAGCAGCCAUAACAUCAGAGGACAUAUUAGUUGGCACAUACCGUAUUCAUGGCUGGGCCUAUGCUAGAGGGAUACCAGUCGAGGAAAUUCUGGCAGAAUUUUUAGGGAAAUCAACUGGGCGCUGUAAGGGUAAAGGUGGCGCCAUGCACCUUUACUCGAGGAACAUGCUUGGUGGCAACGGAAUAAUAGGAGCCACGGUACCUCUUGGAACCGGUGUAGGCUUUGCAAUGAAAUAUAAAAAGAAGCCCAAUGUGUCUAUAUCUGUCUAUGGAGAAGGUGCAGCCAAUCAAGGCCAGAUAUUUGAAGCCUUUAACAUGGCAAAACUUUGGAACCUUCCUUGCAUCUACCUUUGUGACAAUAAUGUAUACAGUAUUUCAACAAUAGCAGAGAGGGUGUCAGCCAUCACUGAAUUUUAUACCAGAGGAGACUACAUCCCCGGACUGAGGGUUGAUGGGAUGGACAUUCUAGCUGUCCGAGAAGCCUUUGUUUUUGCCAAAAGAUACGCUUUAGAAAAUGGCCCAAUUCUAGUGGAGACAAUGUCGUAUAGAUACAAUGGACAUAGUGCAAAAGAUGAAGGGCUUGAUUACAGGAAAAAAGACGAAAUAGAACACAUGAAACAAACACAGGACCCUAUAGAGAAUUUUAAGGAGAGGAUUUUAAAGGAAAACUUGACAGACGAAACGGAAUUAAAGCAUUUAGUUGAAGAAGUCACAGAAGAAAUUCAGAUUGCGGCAGAAAAGGUCAAAGAAGAUAAGGAACCUCAUCGUUGCUCUCUUUACGAAGAUGUCUACCAGACCGAAGACUACCAUACGUAA